Plasmodium vinckei vinckei is the source of this 1947-nucleotide messenger RNA. Its product is annotated as conserved Plasmodium protein, unknown function. The transcript has a single exon. The record is from RefSeq and is a predicted model, not a curated record. Bases 1 to 1947 code for a protein of 648 amino acids. Lineage: Eukaryota; Apicomplexa; Aconoidasida; Haemosporida; Plasmodiidae.
AUGUUUGGGUUUGGUAAAUAUGGAAAGGAAAGGCUGACUGAAAUGAAUACCCUCAAAAAUGAAAUGGUAGAAAUGAAUGAAAAGGUGAGUAACCCCCACCAUAGUAAUGAACUACCGAAAGACAAUAAGAAUGGAAUGAAAAAAAUGGAUGAAAAAAUGAGUCACUAUAAUAAUGGACAUGGAUGGAAAGGAAAAGAACAAACAGAAAAUGAAUUCACGAAAAAACCAUUAAACUGUGAACAUUGUAAUAAACAUGUACAUCCAUUAAUUAAAUCGUAUACUCCUAUAUUUGUAUAUAUAUUAGUAAUAUUAUUAUUUUUAUUUAUUUCAUUUUUUACAAUAUGCUUAUUACCAAUAUUAUAUUUAACUUUUAAAGAAAAGAAAUAUGUCUGUCCUAUCUGUGAUCGUACUUUAGUGACAUCAGAAAGUUCAAUUAAAAUAACACGAGAAAAUAAAAUAAUAACAUUACAACUUCAGAAACUUGCAAUAAUUGUAUCCGAAAAAUAUUUAGCAUUAUUUUUAUUAUUAAUAUUUUUAAUAUUUUUUUUUUAUAUUUUAAGAAUAUCAACAAAUAUGAAUUUUGAUUCUUUAGCUAAAGGUCCCAACAUAUCAGUCACAUGGGUCGACUAUUUAGAUGAUUGUGGAAAUAAAUCACAAUUUCGAAAUAGUUUUAAUAGUGCAUAUAAUUUUAAAAAAAAAUAUUAUGGUAAUACAAUAAAAUGGGAAGGGAAUGUUGUUCAAAUAAGGGAAGGUUUUUUCAGUAGUAAUGUGUUAUAUGUAAAAAUGAAUCCAUCAGAAUAUAAAAACAAUAAACCAGAUGUGAUGGCACUUUUUAAUGAUUCUUUAAUAAAACAAGUUCAACAUUUACAACAAAAUGAUUUAAUUUCCUUUGAAUGUACUUUAAUUCAAAUCAGUAGAAAUAAAGAUCCACAUACUUGUUUAUUAUGGAAUGUGGUUUUAUUAAAAAAAUAUCAGAAUAAAAAUGUAGAUAUUAUUAAUUUUGUUAAACAUAUGUCAAUUUUUGAUAUAAUAAAUCAUGAAACCAAUUUAAAUCCUUUUUUUAUUCGUUCAAAAGAUGAUGAAUUAGAAUCUGAAAUAAUUAAUACUGAUGAUAAUGAUGUAGAUAACAAUGAUUUGACAAGUUAUCCAUCAGGACAUUCAUCAGAUUCUAUCAAGGUCAUAAAUGUAUCAUCAACGAGCCCAAAAGUUAGUGGUGUCAUGGUAGAUAAUGAAUAUAUUGUUAAUGUAGAUGCAGAUGAUAUGGAUGCAUUAUCUAAUAUUACUGGAUUAAAUUACAUAAAUCCAAAUCAUAUUGCUUAUAAAGAAUCUGUGUAUAAACAAGUACUAAAUGAUAUACAACUAAAUAGCAAAUAUCCUCCAAAUAUGGUAUAUAAUGAUUUAUAUGAUAAUAAUGAAGAUAUGGAUAAUAAAAUUAAAUUAUCUUUAAAGGAUAUGGAUAACACACUUGAGCAUAAAAAUAUUAUAGAUAUAAUUCAUGAAGAAGGUGAGCAUAAACAUUAUUUAAAUAAAGUUGGAUCAUCAUAUAUGGAUAGCAACAUAUUAGAUACUAUCUAUGAGCAUGAUAUUCAUCUCCCCCAUUUCAAUGAAGUAGAACAUGAUAUCGAUGCUGCUCUCUAUGACUCUUUAGUGGAAUUUUCCAAAAAUGAUUCAAUCCAUUUUUCUUCAUUAAACGGAAAAAAAGUGCAUAUCAAUGAUUAUGCCAACUCAAGUAAUAAUAUACAUAUUUCAAAUGGCUAUGAUAACAUAUAUGUAAAUAAAAAUCCUGACACAACUGAAAGCUCCAUAUUGUAUGAUCGAAAUGUAGAACCUGAACAAACGACCAUCUCGGAUCCAAUACAAAUAGAGCACUCAGAAAAAAAUGAAUCGAAUGAUGUUGAAAUUAUCAUAAAUGAUGGAUCUAACAAAAAAGAAGAAAUUACAAAAUAA